Gryllus bimaculatus (two-spotted cricket) is the source of this 1737-nucleotide messenger RNA. The record is from the annotation of a GenBank genome assembly. Lineage: Eukaryota; Metazoa; Arthropoda; Insecta; Orthoptera; Gryllidae.
AUGCCAUUCCUUUGGGGUUGCAUCAUUCGGACGAAGUUCGAAGUAGCUCAGAUGUUAAGAAACUGGAGUUGUCGUCGUCGUCGUCGUCGUCGUCGUCGUCGUCGUCGUCGUCAUCGUCGUCGUCGAAGAGGUCAAGUUCCUCCCAUUCACAAGCCACCUAUCUCCGCUAACAACCGCCCUACACCUGCCACUCUCAGCCUCCGUGGCGCCGCCCUCCGCAUGAGCGCGCACGCGCGGAACGCUCUCGUGCUGAACACGUGCGCUCUGCGCCUCCGGGCGGAAUGCAGCGCCAGGGGUACGGGCCCGCCCUGCGCCGCGCCCGCCUCCGUCCCUGGCCCCUCCGCCUCACUGCAGCCUCACCUCUGCUCCUGUCACGUCUCCGUCCUGCCCCUGCCCCUGCUCCCGCCCGCCACCGCUACGUCCCGCCAUCGCUCUCGCCACCGCCACCGCUCCGCUCCCGCCCCCGCUCCCGCCCGCCGGCCUCCCGCCCCGCCCCGCUUCUCAGCCCCCGGCUCCAGCCCCGCUCAGCCCGCUCCGCCCCCGCCCCAGAACUCCGCUCCAGCCGCUCCAGCCCCCCCCAGGCCCCGCUCCGCCCCGCUCCGCCCCCGCUCCAGCCCCCGCUGCCAGCACCCGCUCCUGUCGCCCGGCUCCAGCCCCGCUCCUGUCCCGCCCCAGCCGCCCGCUCCAGCCCGCCGCUUCAGCCGCCGCCUCCAGGCCUCCGCCUCCAGUCCCCGCCUUGUGUACUUCGUUGUUUUGGGAAACAAUCGGACCACUAAGCUUUCGGGCGCUCCCCCCGCCAUCGCAGAAGUUGGUUGUCCUGCCCGUGGCUUGCGGGCAGCCCGGCGUCUCACCGUGCGCUGCCCGCCAGCAUUCGCGUCAGCUGCGCGCCGGGCGUUCGCCGUCGCGAGAGGCGUCGUCGCUUGUAAGACCAUGUGUAAAUCAGAACGACGUAACAAGAUGAAAGUACCGGCAGAAAUAUUGCUCUUGAUACGAUCUGCUUCGCCGCAACAUAUUAUAGUUAUCGAUUACUCCAAAUCAGUGUCGUGCCUCGACCAUUAUCCACAUCCAAAAUUGCUCUUCCUGCGCUCGAUCUCGCUUCCGGGCCAUUGGCCGCCCUUCGCAGCCUCGGAGCGAGGAGUUGCUCGUGGGCGAGGGAGCACCUGCGGCAGGGCACGCGACCGAGGGUGGGCGGCGCCCCAAUUGAAUCGAUCCCGUGGCGAGAACGGGGGCGCGGCGCGCCCGCAACCCUGUGACGUCAUCGCCGGAAGGUCAGUGGAGCCUUUGGAGCGACAAAGGGCGGCGGAGUCGGCGUCGGCGGCGAUGGCGGGCGGGCCCGCGUUUGAGCGCUGUGGCAAGCGGCCUCUGCCCGCCUCUGUGCUUUGCUCGUUAGCUGCCGAGUACACGGGACGACCUGGCCCGCGCCGACCCUUGAGAGACGAGGAAUUCGAUACUCGGGUGGCCAAUGCGUUGCUUCGAUGUAACGUUUCACUCCCGCGUGCUGCAGCCCUGAAUAUUCACAUCGCGCGCUUCCCCGUCUGCCAUUUUUGUGUCUCCACUGUCAACCCCACCGCCGCCCCAACCGCCUCGCCCUCGCGGCCCUUGCGCGGCUCAGUUGCCUGGCGCGUCAUCGUGACGCAGGCGCAGGCGACAGAUGCUCCUGCCAGAUGGACGGCACGGCGUCCUUGCCAGACGCGGGCGCGCGAAAUUGUGUUUGAAGGGAACGCGCCCUUCCCGUGA